ACCUACGGAGUUGAACAACUCACCCAAAACAAAAUGGUAGUACGUGAUCGUGUAAUUAAUUAAAUGCUUCGCUUAUGUUACUAUGGCGGCGUUCGGAGUUUCAGAGGAAGUGGUUGAAAUCAUGCCAAUUCAGAGUAGCUUUUGCAGUUUUUAGGCCUGCUCGCUGGCGAGAAUAAAAUCGAAUUAUUCGAAACUAAAUUAAUUUGUGUUUAGAUUAAUCAUAAAUGAUGCCCAAGUAUAGAGACAUGUUUAUGUAGGUUAGAAUAGUUUUUUUUUAAUUAAUAAAACCGCGAAUGAAGCUGGAAUUUAGACACAUGGGGGAAGCUGAUGUGUAUUAAUAUAGUAGGACCUCGGCCAGACAGGUUUUGACUUCAGCAUUCAGGAGAUUCAUCGUAUGAAAGACGUUAGUGAAUAGAGAGGAAAGAUUAUUUUUGUGGAGUAAUACUACCUGCACAUAAGCUGAUCAUCUUUGUCAACAACAGCAAAAGCUUCAAACAUGAUGCUUGGAAGGAAGCAGAGUCUGAAGGGUGAGCCUGUGCUUGCGGACUAUGGGCCAGAGGAAGCUUUGAAUGAGAGUGCAGAUAUUGAGUGGGUGAACAUGCUGUGGGUGCGCCGCCUCAUGAGAUUCUGUGCUUUGGUGAGCCUGUUGUCUGUCAGUCUGAACACACCCAAGACAUUUGAGAAGCACCCACCUUUGCAGUAUGUGACAUUCUGCUGUGAUCUUGUUGUCACUUUCCUCUUCACUGCGGAAAUGAUUGCGAAGAUGCAUAUUCGAGGGAUACUGAAGGGAGAAGUACCAUAUCUGAAGGACCACUGGUGCCAGUUUGAUGCCAGCAUGGUGUUCUUCUUGUGGGUGUCUGUGAUUCUGCAGGUGUUUGAAAUGCUGGGUAUUGUGCCCAGGUUCAGUUACCUCUCCAUCUUGAGGGCUCCCAGACCUCUAAUCAUGAUCAGAUUCAUCAGGGUGUUCCUGAAGUUCUCAAUGCCAAAAUCAAGAAUCAACCAGAUAUUCAAGCGUUCAAGUCAGCAGAUAUACAAUGUCACGUUGUUCUUCCUGUUCUUCAUGUCCCUAUAUGGGCUGCUGGGAGUGCAAUUCUUUGGUGAGCUGAAGAACCACUGUGUUCUGAACAGCACAGACCCAAACUACAUAACUAUAAACAGUCUAGCGAUCCCGGACACAUUCUGCUCUGUUGAUCCGGGUUCUGGCUACCAGUGUCCUGAGGGAAUGAAGUGCGUGAAAUUGGAGCUCUCACGGUACAUCAUGGGAUUCAACGGGUUCGACGAAUUUGCCACGAGUAUUUUCACAGUGUAUCAGGCUGCCUCACAGGAAGGCUGGGUGUUCAUCAUGUAUCGUGCCAUUGACAGCCUUCCCGGCUGGAGGGCGGCUUUCUACUUCAGCACCAUGAUAUUCUUCCUGGCUUGGCUUGUGAAGAAUGUCUUCAUUGCCGUCAUCACCGAGACUUUCAAUGAGAUCCGUGUUCAGUUCCAGCAGAUGUGGGGCGUGAGGGGACACAUCACAAACAGUUCAGCAUCACAGAUAUUAACAGGGAAUGAUAUGGGCUGGAAGUUGGUAACCCUGGAUGAAAACAAGCAUGGAGGAAAUGCUCCAAAAUUCUGUCACGUGAUAUUACGUUCAGCGUCGUUUCGCCUCCUUGUAAUGGGCGUCAUCCUGGCAAAUGGUGUUGUUACUGCUACUAUGAAUUUCAAACAUGAUGGAAGACCAAGGCGUGUUUUCUAUGAAAAAUACUAUUACGUUGAGGUUGCAUUUACAGUCUUCUUGGACUUGGAAACUCUUUUCAAGAUAUGGUGUUUGGGUUUCCGUGGCUACUACAAACAUUCCAUCCACAAGUUUGAGUUGCUGCUGGCUGCAGGGACUACGCUUCAUAUAAUUCCAACACUCUAUCUGUCUGGGCUGACCUACUUCCAGGUUCUGCGGGUAGUGCGGCUUAUUAAAGCAUCUCCAAUGCUGGAAGAUUUUGUGUACAAGAUAUUUGGUCCGGGGAAGAAGCUGGGCAGUCUGAUCAUAUUUACCAUGUGCCUGCUGAUCAUCUCAUCCAGCAUCUCCAUGCAGCUGUUCUGCUUCCUCUGCGAGUUCACAAAGUUUGAGAGCUUUCCGGAGGCAUUCAUGUCCAUGUUCCAAAUCCUGACGCAGGAGGCGUGGGUUGAAGUGAUGGACGAGACCAUGCUGCGUACCCGAGAGACGCUAGCUCCUCUGGUGGCAGUGUACUUUAUUCUGUACCAUCUGUUUGUUACACUGAUUGUCCUGAGCUUGUUUGUGGCUGUCAUUCUUGAUAACUUGGAACUGGACGAGGACAUCAAGAAACUGAAACAGCUCAAGUUCCGUGAACAGAGUGCAGAAAUCAAAGAAACGUUGCCUUUUCGUUUGCGCAUCUUUGAGAAGUUUCCUGAUAGCCCUCAGAUGACUUGUCUCCAUAAAGUGCCAUCUGAUUUCAACUUGCCAAAGGUUCGAGAAAGCUUCAUGCGUCAGUUUGUGUACGAAGUGGAGGAAGAUGAAACUGAAGGUGUGAAGAAAGUGAACGAGGUGUUUGAUUCCAAGAUUGUGUAUCGGAAGCAGAAACCAGUCAAGAUAUUGACAGAUCCACCGAAAGUACGAAACAUCAGCACAAAUUUGCGGAAAGCUGCUAUUCAGUACAUAAUCAAUGAUUCUAAUAAUCAGCGCCUGAUGCUCGGAGAUUCUGCGAUGAUACCAGUACCGGGAAAAGGCCCAUUGAAACCGCAGGGUACCGUCAGUAGUGCCAAACAACUGCGCAUUGAUCAGAAGAAGUCCAUUAGGCGCAGUGUGCGGAGUGGUUCCAUCAAAUUGAAGCAAACAUAUGAACAUCUGAUGGAGAAUGGAGACAUUGGUGCCAUGAACAGAGUCAGUUCGUCCCGAAGCAGGCCCCAGGAUCUUGAUAUCAAACUGCUGCAAGCGAAAAGACAGCAAGCAGAGAUGCGUAGGAACCAGAGGGAAGAGGACUUGAGAGAGAACCACCCUUUCUUUGACACCCCUCUGUUUGCUGUGCCACGGGAAAGCAAGUUCCGCAAAGUUUGUCAGCUGAUUGUGUAUGCCCGGUAUGAUGCCAGACUUAAGGAUCCACUCACAGGCAAGGAACGGAAAGUGCAGUACAAACGAUUGCACAAUUUCCUUGGUCUCGUAACAUACUUGGACUGGGUCAUGAUCUGUGUGACAACCCUGUCUUGCAUCUCGAUGAUGUUCGAGACGCCGAGCUACCGAGUGAUGGAGACACCAGCCCUGCAAAUAGCCGAGUAUGGUUUUGUCAUCUUCAUGAGUCUCGAACUGGCACUGAAGAUCCUUGCAGAUGGCCUAUUCUUCACGCCUAAGGCCUACAUCAAAGACGUAGCAUCAGUUUUGGAUGUUUUUAUUUAUGUUGUUAGCCUUGUGUUUCUGUGCUGGAUGCCAAGGACUGUUCCACCAAAUUCUGGUGCUCAGUUGCUGAUGAUCUUGCGCUGUGUGAGACCUCUGAGGAUCUUCACACUUGUGCCUCACAUGAGGAAGGUGGUAUACGAGCUGUGUCGCGGGUUCAAAGAGAUUCUGUUGGUCUCCAUACUCUUGAUAGUUCUAAUGUUUGUGUUUGCGAGUUACGGUGUGCAACUGUUUGGUGGUCGGUUAGCAAGGUGUAAUGACCCUACAAUCUCGAGACGUGAAGACUGUGUAGGUGUCUUCAUGAGACGAGUGUUUGUGACCAAAAUGAAACUUCAGCCAGGCGCCAAUGAAUCUUAUCCUUCCAUGUUGGUGCCUCGUGUCUGGGCAAACCCUCGUCGAUUCAACUUUGAUAAUAUAGGUGAUGCAAUGUUGGCAUUAUUUGAGGUGCUGUCCUUUAAGGGAUGGCUAGAUGUUCGAGAUGUUCUCAUAAAAGUUUUAGGACCAGUCCAUGCUAUUUACAUACAUAUCUACAUAUUUCUUGGCUGUAUGAUUGGUCUUACCUUGUUCGUUGGAGUUGUGAUUGCUAACUACUCAGAAAACAAAGGAACUGCACUUCUCACCGUGGAUCAGAGACGAUGGUGUGAUUUGAAGAAACGUCUGAAAAUUGCCCAGCCUCUGCACUUGCCACCAAGACCAGAUGGGAAGAAAUUCCGUGCCUUUAUAUAUGAUAUUACACAGAACAUUUACUUCAAACGGUUUAUUGCUGGCAUGGUUCUCAUUAACAGCAGUUUGCUGUGUGUGUCUUGGCGAGAAGAGGAAUCACAUACAGACCCGCUGGCAACCUUCAGCACCGUUCUGACACUGGUAUUUGUGGUUGAAGUUGUGAUGAAAAACAUCGCCUUCACUCCACGCGGAUAUUGGCAGUCAAGGCGGAACCGUUACGAUCUCUUGGUCACUGUCCUGGGCGUGGUGUGGAUUUUCAUCAAUGCCACUCUCAGAAAUGAUCUGUCAUAUUCGGUCGGAUUCAUGGUGGUGAUCUUGCGCUUUUUCACAAUCACGGGGAAGCAUGCCACGCUCAAGAUGCUGAUGCUGACUGUCGGUGUCUCAGUUUGCAAGAGUUUCUUUAUCAUCUUUGGCAUGUUUCUGCUUGUGUUCUUCUAUGCCCUCGCUGGGACAAUCCUGUUCGGUACUGUCAAGUAUGGCGAGGGAAUAGGAAGGCGAGCAAACUUUGAGUCCCCUGUGACUGGGGUUGCCAUGCUAUUCCGAAUUGUGACAGGGGAAGACUGGAACAAGAUUAUGCAUGACUGCAUGGUUCAGCCUCCGUACUGCACCCCAGCAAAUAAUUAUUGGGAGACAGACUGUGGGAACUUCACUGCUUCACUCGUAUACUUCUGCUCAUUUUAUGUUAUCAUUACUUACAUCGUGCUGAAUCUCCUGGUUGCCAUCAUCAUGGAGAAUUUUUCCUUGUUCUACUCCAAUGAAGAAGAUGCUUUGCUUUCUUAUGCCGAUAUCCGAAACUUUCAAAAUACGUGGAAUGUUGUGGAUAGCCAUCAGCGUGGAGUUAUUCCUGUUCGAAGAGUGAAGUUCAUCCUGCGACUGCUGAAGGGAAGACUUGCAGUGGAUCCUCAGAAGGACCGGCUUCUCUUCAAGCACAUGUGCUACGAACUGGAACGUUUACACAACGGUGAAGAUGUUACUUUCCAUGAUGUCCUGAACAUGCUGUCAUAUCGAUCCGUGGACAUACGGAAAGCUCUUCAGUUGGAGGAGCUGUUAGCUCGAGAAGAAUUUGAGUAUAUCAUUGAGGAAGAGGUUGCAAAGCAGACAAUAAGAACAUGGCUUGAAGGCUGUUUGAAGAAGAUACGGGCAACCAGUAAGCAGCAGAACAGUCUCAUUGCUGGACUGAGGGCAACCAACGAACAGCUGACAACAACCGUGCAAGAUCAUCAUCCAGAGGACAAACUGAAAGACAACAGCCUAGACAGAGACAGUGAAGGGGAGCCAAAGGAUGUUGAAGGUGCUCGACUGCGUGCAAAUAAAAAAGGUGUCGUGAUUCCUCGUUCUGACAGUGUUGGUAGCGGGUCUGGGAGGAAGUACCUAGCUCCUACGUUAUCUGAUCCAGCCGUUCGAACAGAGAAGGAACGCUCUGGUGCUAAGAAGAGGAACAAUAGGCCACAAGCUGGUAGCAAGAAUAACUUGCCCCAUUUAACAGAAGGGCCUGAACCGAGUCGUCUGAUGCGAGACAUCUCUGCCAACAAGACAGCAAUGCCCAAAGUUUCCAAUGUUCUCAUGGAGGUCAGAGACUGGUGGCAUGAACAGCUUGGGUACAACACGCAGUCCAGUGAUGAAGAUAAUUUCUGAAAGUCAGACAUGCUUUCAUUUUAACUCUAAAAGCAACUGUUUAAAUCCCUCUAAUGCAAGACAGACGGAGCUUUGUCUUGAAGAAAUACAACUCAAAAUUCUCUACACUGUAGCCAAAGAAGGGAAUAGUAGAGAUGAAGUUUGUGCAGAAUUUUGAAAGACAAGAAAGAGGGAAUAAAUUCAUGUUGUGGUCUAGCGGGGUAUGACACCAUGUAUUCUGGUAGGUUUCAGAGGUACCUCCUGCCUCCAUCUUCAGUGUGUGUGUGUGUGUGACACAGUGUCAUAAUUCAGAAGGCCACAAUGUAAAUCAUCACUGCCGUGAAAACCUCAGAAUCUUAGAGAAGUGAAGGAAGGAAUAGAAAUGAAAGGCUGAAAAGAAUGUGCGCAGGCAGAGGAGGUGGAGGAGGAGGAGUGCUGUGGGAUGGUAGAGAAGAGUGGAGAAGGCUUUCUCAUAGGACUGCCAGCCAGUGACUGCCAAACAGAAGUUUAUUGCUUCCUCAGUUGGUCAACUUGUCAACUUAUGAAGGUGCCACCACAUUAUGGCUGAGCAGUAAGUGUUGCAGGAUACAACACUGUGCAGUCUGGUGACAGUAAACCAAUGUUUCAGAGAAACAUAACUCCAUUUUCAGUGCCAAAGAUUAAGACAAGAAACCAGCAUGAAACAUGGACUGAAUUUCACUGGGCUAUAUUUGAAAAGACCUCGUCAUGAUUCUAAGUGUUUAUAACAAUGCUUUUGUGCUGCUGAUUUUCCUCAAAGAACUAGGGCAGAAAACUGUGCACCGUUUCUCUACAACCGGAGAUAAAGCCAAGUACAUUUUGAUGUUUCAUUUCUAGAAUGGCGUAUGAAGCCAUAAAUAACAUAGAGGCAUAACAGACUGUAGGAUUUGAGGUUCUGACAGUGGUGGUUAUGAGGAGCUGUAACUUCUGGCAUGUGUGACAGUGUUUCCUAGUCGUAGUCAACCAACGUUUCAAAGGAACAUACUGCGUCUGUCUUCAGGGCUGGGAAGCCAAGCAAGAAACUAGCAUGAAGCAGGCAGCAAGCUAGACUUCCACUGGACUACAGUCAUGUUAUAUCCCAGAAGCUAGAACACAAAGACCUUGUUCUUGAGAUUCUUUGACAUUUAUUACUAAUUUGCACAAGACUUCAGUGCAGUAUCUCUUGAAUAGACGUCUGGCCAGUUGCUGUUCUCUCAGUAGAAAGGUUUUCUUUCAAAUGGACUAACAUUUAUUAUGCACAGUGACACAAGAUUGCAUUUAACUUGUUUCACAAAGAGCGAGGCUAUGGGGAAAAUGGUAAUGUAAAACUGCAUUAAUUUGAAAUGUGUUAUAAAUUAAAAAUGUGAAUUCUGAAUUAAAUAAAUUCACAUUGUGUAAUUGUCUUUGCAGACUUAACCUGCUGAACAUUGUGCUCAUAAUAAAAGAAUCAGAAAUCGUGA
Messenger RNA from Cryptotermes secundus, 7176 nucleotides. RefSeq names its product sodium leak channel non-selective protein (gene na). Bases 497 to 5740 code for a protein of 1747 amino acids. The transcript is spliced from 32 exons. The record is from RefSeq and is a predicted model, not a curated record. Gene Ontology annotation, cellular component: membrane. Gene Ontology annotation, biological process: monoatomic ion transport; transmembrane transport. Gene Ontology annotation, molecular function: monoatomic cation channel activity. Lineage: Eukaryota; Metazoa; Arthropoda; Insecta; Blattodea; Kalotermitidae.